This is a messenger RNA of Castor canadensis (American beaver), 818 nucleotides long. Its product is annotated as glutathione S-transferase theta-3. The record is from RefSeq and is a predicted model, not a curated record. Gene Ontology annotation, cellular component: cytoplasm. Lineage: Eukaryota; Metazoa; Chordata; Mammalia; Rodentia; Castoridae. Gene Ontology annotation, molecular function: glutathione transferase activity. Gene Ontology annotation, biological process: glutathione metabolic process.
GCUGCCACCACCGCCAUGGGCCUGGAACUCUAUCUGGUAUUGUCCCAGCCCUGCCGCGCUGUCUACAUCUUUGCCAAGAAGAACAGCAUCCCGUUCCAGCUGCGCACGGUGGAGCUGCUCAAAGGCCAACACUAUACUGAUUCGUUUGCUGAGGUGAACCCCCUGAGGAAGGUGCCAGCCUUGAAGGAUGGGGACUUCACUUUAGCUGAGAGUGUGGCCAUCCUGCUGUAUCUGAGCCGCAAGUACAAGACUCCUGACCACUGGUACCCCCAGGACCUGCAGGCCCAAGCCCGAGUGGAUGAGUACCUGUCCUGGCAGCACACAGCCUUGAGGAGUUGCUGUACCAGGGCCAUAUGGCAGAAGAUGAUGUUCCCUGUGUUCCUGGGCCAGCCGGUACCCCCUGAGACACUGGCAAACACUUUGGCUGAACUAGACAGGUGUCUGCAGCUACUAGAGGACAAGUUCCUGAGAGACCAAGCCUUCCUUACUGGGCCCCAAAUCUCUGUGGCUGACUUGGUAGCCAUCACAGAAUUGAUGCAUCCUGUUAGUGCUGGCUGCCAAGUCUUCGAAAGCCGACCAAAGCUGGCUGCGUGGCGCCAGCGUGUGGAGGCUGCAGUUGGGGAGGAGCUCUUCCAGGAGGCCCAUGCAGUUGUCCUGAAGGCCAAGGAUAUGCCUCCAUUGGACCCUAUCUUGAAGGAGAAAUUGAAGCAUUCCGUCCAGGGUUUGUUGCACUGAGUGGGUCGCCUAGGCCUGAGGAGCCACCAAGGAAAACAGUGACUUGUCAGAAUACAGAUGGGGCUUCUCUCUCUGGUUAUACA